Messenger RNA from Pyrus x bretschneideri (Chinese white pear), 2211 nucleotides. RefSeq lists its product as uncharacterized. The transcript is spliced from 10 exons. The record is from RefSeq and is a predicted model, not a curated record. NCBI's taxonomy places the organism in Eukaryota, Viridiplantae, Streptophyta, Magnoliopsida, Rosales, Rosaceae. Bases 509 to 1972 code for a protein of 487 amino acids.
AAAAUCCAAGCAAAAUAGUAAAUCUAAAUAUAUGGUUAUCUAACACCCUGAGACAUAAUUCCCACCCAAAAAACAAUGUCAAAUUAAGGUAUGCCACCAACUCGAAAGCCAACUAAGAUAAAGAAGGCAACCCAAAAAAAGAAAAUAUAAGAUAAAAAAAGGGGACGAAAACAGAGGAAACACAGAGAGGAGGAGACUUAGGAAAAUUGGAUCCGGACACAUCGGAACCCGUCUUCCUUUCCUUCCUCUGUUCCUCUGCGUUGUGUUCUGUCUUGUCUGAAUUUAUAAUCUCUGUUUUUUUUCGUUUGGAUUUAAAGCAAAAAACUUUAAGUUGAUCGAAAACAGAGAGGCAGAGAGAAAAACAGAGCAAGUUUCAAGGGAAGGAGGCCGAGUUCCUCACCUAGGAACGACGGUUUCCUCUUCUUUUUUUCAUGCCGGAAUAUUAAUCGAUACCUUAACCCCUUAUCAGGUUAAGUUUAUCUGCAUUACUUGAAGAAACUUAGCUGCCAUGGGCGUUUGUUACUCAAGACCACAUGAAACUAUCAAAGCUCAUCAGAAGAAGGUCCACAGAUCCGGCAAACGCCGGAGUAAGGGGAGGAAGACGAAGAAGGUUGCCUCCGCUGCCAUUCCCGAUGCGCCUAAAAGACAGUCUGUGAGUGAGUUUGUGCAUCUUGACUUCGAGAAGGGUGCUGCAACAACCUGCAAGAGAUCUGAGGUUUCUAAUGGAACAUUUCAUCUCACUCAGCUUCAGUGGAACCACAGUCAAAUAGAUGCAAAUGGCGGGAAAGGCCCAGGGGAAGCAUGGUUUGACUCACUAAGCAUGAUGGGAUCUGAUUCAGAAGACGAUUUCUGCAGUGUGCAUGGAGAUGGGUUUCCUUUAGCAGGGAACAUCCCAAAUGCUCAACUGGUGCAGUAUGAAACUGCAUCAUGCAUUGUCGAUAAUGGAUGUAAGUACGAAGGGUUCUACGAAAGUUAUCUAACGAUAGAUGGAAAUGCACGCCAUUCUGUCGAGAAAACCCAAGUGAGUUUCAACGACAAGAAUCAGAAGAACCCCGCGGCGGUGAUCAUGCUUUCUUAUAAGAGGAAAUCCGUUGACGACAGCGAAAGGAAAAGUGCGUCCGAUCAGAAGUACUUAUUCCGUCCAAGAGCAGGACUUCGAAUCCCUUGCUCAACGGAAGAGAAGCCAGCACCGGGAUCCUGGUCUCCAGUUCCACCCUCAGUAUUCAAGCUCCGCGGCGAGAAUUACUUCAAAGAUAAACUGAAGUACCCGGCUCCAAACUGCAGCUCGUACGUACCAAUUGGUGUCGAUUUGUUAAUGUGCCCGCGAAAGAGAGAUCACAUUGCUCAGCAUCUUGAGCUUCCUUCUGUAAAACCACAUGACAAAGUUCCUUCCCUCCUCAUUGUUAACAUCCAGUUGCCUACCUAUCCUACAACAAUGUUCCUCGGCGAAUGCGAUGGGGAAGGCAUGAGUCUUGUGCUAUAUUUCAAAGUGAAUGAAAACUUUGAAAAAGAGAUAUCACCUCAGUUUCAAGACAGCAUCAGGAAAUUUGUUGAGGAUGAGACUGAGAAGGUGAAAGGGUUUGCAAAGGAGUCUGUGGUUCCUUUCAGGGAAAGGCUAAAGAUCAUGGCUGGAUUGGUCAAUCCAGAUGACCUCCAGUUGAGUUCUACUGAAAGGAAGCUCAUACAUGCUUACAAUGAUAAGCCAGUUCUGUCACGCCCUCAACACAAUUUCUUCAGGGGACCUAAUUACUUUGAGAUUGACCUAGAUAUACAUAGGUUUAGCUACAUAUCCAGGAAAGGACUUGAAUCAUUCAGAGAGACUUUGAAGAAUGGGGUACUUGAUUUGGGAUUAACAAUCCAGGCACAAAAACAAGAGGAACUGCCAGAGCAAGUCUUGUGCUGCCUGCGCUUGAACAAGAUUGAAUUUGUGAACCAUGGUCAAAUUCCGACUCUCGUAACUAGGGACGAUUAACUCGCACGGGCAUCUCACCUGUAUCCUGGAGGGUUUGCACUUUAAAAGUAUAUAAUUCCGGCCAAAACACCAAGCAAAUGCCACGUUUUGUUAACAUUCGGUCGCUUCGACCUAGUUCGAUGGUGCAAGAAAAGGAAUACAGAGACAUGAACUGCAAAUGCAGUACUAGUGAUCUUGUACAAAAUGGCAUCUGUAUCUGUACGCUUAUUCGUUUUAGUUAAAACCAUGCGUUUCCUAUC